CCAGUGUCUUGAUAUCAUCCACAUAGGAUGUGAGUACAAUCAUAAGAAUAGCAGUAUCAACAAAUUAUCAGCUUACAAUUCAUAUUGUACAUACCAUACCACAAUUUAUUUGAUACUCAUUACAAGAAUUGUCAUUGUGCUUCCUUCUUCCAUAGGGGGCCUAUAUUCUGAAGAACAAACUCCAAUGAAUAAAUCCACUCUCUCUGGGUUUCUUCUCCUGGAAUUCUCAGACGUUUGGGAGCUGCAAAUUCUACACUUUAUUCUGUUUCUCAUUUUUUACCUGACAGCAACAACUGCGAAUCUUCUCAUUGUAUCUGCAAUAACCUCUGACUAUCACUUGCAUAUUCCCAUGUACUUCCUUCUAAUGAACUUGGCCAUACAGGAUGUGGGACAAAUUUCAGUCAUUUUCCCUGCUUCCAUGGCUAAUUCCCUUAUGAAUGAUAGUCACAUUUCUUAUUCUGGAUGUAUUGCUCAAGUACUGUUCCAUGUAUUCUUUAUAUCAUCUGAUUACUUUCUUCUGACAGUCAUGGCCUAUGAUCGGUAUGUUGCCAUUUGUACUCCAUUACAGUAUGAGAUGGUGAUGAAUAGGCAUACCUGCCUUCAGAUGGUUAUGGCUGUAUGGAUUAUUAGUUUGUUUUAUGCAGUGUUACACACUGUAGGCACAUUUUCGCCUGCCUUUUGCUCCAAUGUUGUCAAUCAAUUUUUUUGUGAAAUCCCACACUUACUUAGGCUUGUGUGCUCUAAGUUGUACCUGAUUGAAAUUGGAAUUCUUUUGCUGAGUGCUGUGGUUGCAGCAGGCUGUUUUGUGUUCAUUAUUGUGACCUAUGUGCACAUCUUUACUGUUGUCAUGAGAUUUCCUGCUGGUCAGGGAAGGAAAAGAACAUUCUCAACUUGUCUCCCCCAUCUCACUGUUUUUUCUGUAUUUAUAUUUACUUCAUAUCUAGCAUACUACAAGCCUGCCUCUGAUUCUUCAUCACUCCUCGAUUUGGCAGUGACCAUGAUAUAUUCUAUGGUUCCACCCUUGAUGAAUCCACUCAUCUAUAGCAUAAGAAACAAGGAGAUAAAAAAUGCUCUGAAAAAACUGAUAUUUACAUAUAACAGAAAGUUAUUAAUGUUAAUGUCCUGAUUGUUGACCAACCUCCCAAAUCAUGGAACAGCCCUUUUUUGUUAUUUCAAAAAUUUGUCAGAACUUGAACUUUUCCACAUGGUCACAGUAAAGUCUGUCUCAUUGUUCUGUUGUUGUAAACCACAGUAUCAGCAGGAGCAAUAUAACAAUAAUGCAUAUUAGGAGUGCAUAGAUAAAGCCAUAUUUAUUUAUGACAUGUAAGAGCUGUUAGAGUUCAACCACAUCAUGUCCAAAUCAAUAGCCCCAAUCAAGGAAAUAAAUAGGCAGGAAACAGGUUAGGCUAGGGAAACGUUUCCCUCAUUCCUCUCUUUGAAUGUCCAUUUGUCUCUGUCUGUCUUUCUCAUUCUCUAUCCCCUCCUCACAUCUAUUAAUUCCCAGGUUGCAUGAUCUUUGUUUCAAGUUCCCACAAAUGACCUCAUGCUUUCUCUUUUUCUCUUCAGGUUUUUGCGUUAGAGUUGAUGUAGUCUGAUGACCUCAUCAGACGAGGCUUUUUUUUAAAGCAUCCUAUGACGCUUCCCUGCCAGUCCAGAGAUGAAUGGGCAGGCUAUCUAUUACAUGACAUUGCUGGACUUCCGGUGGAGGCCCUGCUCACAACUAGAGUGGGAGUGACCCUUCCUUUACAACAUGGGACCCUUCCAGUGUUGUGCUGUCUCCAAAGGAGCCAGCAAAUUAUCUGCACUGCUUUGGCGAUGCUUCCCCCAUGUGAUGGGGGAAGUGUUGCUAUGAUGAAGUGGCAUGUGAGGCAACAGAGUCGUCCCCCAUCCCCGUUGUUUCACCACAGAGGCUGGUGAAACAGCAUUGGAUAGAGGAGUCCCUGGUGUUCUGUCUCCCAGGGGUUUGAUUUGCAUUCUCCCAUGGUUGCAGGGAAUAGCACCCUUUUUUGCAUUUCUUCCAGGACUGUUGCAGAUUCUGCAGCACCCUGAUAGUUAACCAUUA
Messenger RNA from Anolis carolinensis (green anole), 2062 nucleotides. Its product is annotated as olfactory receptor 14C36-like. Gene Ontology annotation, cellular component: membrane. Gene Ontology annotation, biological process: G protein-coupled receptor signaling pathway. The transcript has a single exon. Gene Ontology annotation, molecular function: odorant binding; olfactory receptor activity; G protein-coupled receptor activity. Bases 185 to 1126 code for a protein of 313 amino acids. The record is from RefSeq and is a predicted model, not a curated record. Lineage: Eukaryota; Metazoa; Chordata; Lepidosauria; Squamata; Anolidae.